Molecule: messenger RNA, 1045 nt
Organism: Neopsephotus bourkii (Bourke's parrot)
Lineage: Eukaryota; Metazoa; Chordata; Aves; Psittaciformes; Psittacidae
Product: fibrinogen-like protein 1-like protein
Exons: 3
Coding region: 152-910 (252 amino acids)
Source: RefSeq, a predicted model, not a curated record
GGCACAGCCUGCAAGUGCCUCCUUGUGCCCUUACGAAUAACAAGUGUGAACACAAGUGGGUGUGUGCAGUGCCUAUAAAGCCACUGUGGAUAGCUCAGCAUGGGAGGGUGCACCACUGGGUUCCUGCUCUCCGCUCAGCUGGGCUGUUGUGAUGGGGCUCCAGGCUAGAACAAGUGUGCUCCAUGGGGGCCUUUUCCUCCUACCCACAGUGGUGGCGAUGCUUCUCCUUGGUGCAAGUGGUGGCCCAGCAACACCCACUGCCAGCUCCCGGAGUGGGUUCCCCGCAGACUGCAGCCAUCUCCGCAAGAGCAGCCCCAGUGGGGUGUACGUCAUCCAGCCAGCACGGUCCCCACCACGCGUGGUGUGGUGUGACAUGGACACAGAAGGCAAGGGCUGGACUGUUGUCCAGAGAAACUCUCACGACACUGAGCUCACAUGGAAGCAAUCCUGGACUACCUACAAGUACGGCUUCGGGAAUGUACAGGGUGAUCACUGGAUGGGCACCGAGUACCUGCACCUGCUGACACAGCAGGGCACCUACAAGGUCCGCUUCAUCGUGCGGAAUAAAGCCAACGUCACCCACUUUGCUGAGUACGACAUCUUCAGGGUGGAAAGUGAGGCCAGUGGGUACCCACUGAGGCUGGGCCGGCAUUCUGGUGAAGGGGAUGACUAUCUGACCCUCUACCACCCCAAGAAGGGGGGCAUCCAUGACAACAUGAAGUUCAGCACGACUGACAAGGACCAGGACCAGUACAGUGGGAACUGCGCCAGCAGCUAUGGGGGCUGGUGGUACGACAGAUGCCAGAAUGUCCUGCUCAAUGCCAAAAACCGCAUCCUUUGGCCAGGAUUCUGCGAUAAAGGCGACUGCGCAUCCUCCCUCAUCCUGGUCAAACCCACAGAUGUGUGCUGACCGUGCCGCAGUGCCCAGCCUCCCGGGAGUCUGGGAGAGUGCCACCGUCCCCAGCUCAGCACCCCCUUCCUGUGCCUGCCAGCAGCUCUGUGCCAGCCCCGGUGUGUGUCCUGCUCUUCCCAUAGCCUCUGCACC